Molecule: messenger RNA, 2054 nt
Organism: Lagopus leucura (white-tailed ptarmigan)
Lineage: Eukaryota; Metazoa; Chordata; Aves; Galliformes; Phasianidae
Gene: CBLN2
Product: cerebellin 2 precursor
Exons: 2
Molecular function (GO): protein binding
Source: RefSeq, a predicted model, not a curated record
UUUACUUUCCAGGUAUUAGUUAAUAUUGGCAACCAUUUUGAUCUUGCUUCCAGUAUAUUUGUAGCGCCAAGGAAAGGGAUAUAUAGUUUCAGUUUCCACGUGGUCAAGGUCUAUAACAGACAAACCAUCCAGGUAAGUUUAAUGCAAAACGGCUACCCAGUGAUUUCAGCUUUUGCAGGGGAUCAGGAUGUCACCAGAGAAGCAGCCAGCAACGGGGUCUUGCUCCUCAUGGAAAGAGAAGACAAAGUGCAUCUCAAACUAGAAAGGGGUAACCUCAUGGGCGGGUGGAAAUAUUCAACCUUUUCUGGCUUCUUAGUCUUUCCACUAUAAAAGAAGGCCAAAUAGGAGACAGAUUGAUGAGCUGGUACAAGAAUUCAGUUAACAACACCCUGAACUUGGCAGCACACGACAAUAUUUCCAGUCACCCCGUCAGACUGUCACAGUAGAAGAAUGAUGACCUUCUAAACUCCAACAUUUGCUUUGAAUAUUGACAAUUCCUCGGGAACCUGCGCCUCUAAUUAGUUUUAGACGACAGUGAUCUUUAGGAGAAAUGAAAUUAUCGACCUGAGCAAUUUGUACCUGUGAUUGUAAAGUCAAUUUCGGAUUUUAUUGGUGGGAUCAUUGACUUUCUUCUUUUUUAUUAUUUUUUUUCCUCUUGUUCAUUUUUUCCCCUCUUCUUUCUCUUCUUGUUCCAAUGAGACAAAUUACUCGGACCACACAAUUGCUUUGUCAAAGGCUCAUUCCAGAGCCAGAAGAAUGAAGUGUUGAGCCCAAUGAGAUGUUCUUUCCAUGCUUUAUUUCUUUGUGUUGUAUAGCCUUAAGGGAGAAAAAAAAAAAAAAAAAAAAAAAAAAGAAAAAAAAAAAAAAGAAUGGCUUCAGUCUCAAUUCUGUAUUUUUCUGGGGGAGGGGUAUUCUGGACAUUACUGUGUCAAGAAGUGCUUUAUCCAGUGAAGCAAAAUUUGCACGAUUGGAAUCUUAUUUGUUUUGUGUUGUUCGUGUUUUUCAUCGACUUUUUUUUUUUUCCUGAUUUUUAUUUGUAUGCGCUAAAAAUGUAAGCUAGAUUGAUCAAUAAGGCAAAACAAAGCACAUAUAUAUCCUGUAGCUCUAAGUAAAGCUAACCAAUGAACAAUUGCUGUCUACACUUUCCAGCUGAUCUUUAUAGACCUACUAAAGAGAGAGAAAAAAAGAGAGAGCUACAUGAUCCUUCAGUUACAAUCUGGAAACUAGCAAAGGAACUGACAUUUCUGAACGGCCCUGACAUUUCUAGAAGCAACAAUGGAGGCUCUGAAUAUCUUAACUGACCAUACCCUAAAAUAUGUCCUUUUUUUGCAUUACCAAACAUGAUUUGGGUGCUUUUAGCUGACAUUUACUUCAAGUAUUUUUUUUUACCAAGGCCUGAGUACAUAUUGUGAGAGCUCGGAGAGAUGGCGGAACAAACUCUUUCUCUUCCACAUUAAAUAAAACCACCUCCUCUUGCCUGUCCAUGGCAACUAUCUGAGCAUCUGCCCCUAGCAUCUUUGGCAGCAUUUGGGAGUGGGACCUCAGGGGAUCAGCAAACACAUCAGAAAUUGUGCAGGUGCCACGUAUUUAUCAGCCAUAUGUGUUCUGACCAACACAAAUGGCCUCUGAGUUGUGGGGGUGCAAUGCGAUCAGUACUAGAGGUGAGGAAAAGUUAUUACUCCAGUUGACAAGAGGAAAAAUACCAGGCCAGCAUCAAAUACAUACUUUUGCCACAUUUUCAUCAAAUAAAUCUUGUCUUCACUUUAUGACAGUGUGCUGAGGACAUACUUGCAUGAGGAGAUCCAGGAGGGAUGUUUAUAUUCUUUGGUAUAAUUUUAACUUCAUUUAUUUAAAUAUUUCAUCUUGUUAUUAAGCUCACAAGAAUGGAUAUGUAUAAGAAUUUAUUUUUUAUCAGAUUUACUCUUCUGCCACAAACAAAUAUAAUGCAAAGGCAUUUGCAGCAAAUUGGUGGUAGCUAUGUUGUAUAUCAGAAUUAUGGUGGACAUGUCAUUUUCAUUGUAAAUUUAUCAUUAAAGGGACAAGGUCAAUUAAAA